This is a messenger RNA of Phymastichus coffea, 2486 nucleotides long. Its product is annotated as UBX domain-containing protein 4-like. Bases 465 to 1895 code for a protein of 476 amino acids. Gene Ontology annotation, molecular function: protein binding. NCBI's taxonomy places the organism in Eukaryota, Metazoa, Arthropoda, Insecta, Hymenoptera, Eulophidae. The record is from RefSeq and is a predicted model, not a curated record. The transcript has 7 exons.
UUUAUUUAUAACUUGUUAGGAUUCCUGCAAGUUUGCAUACAUGUUUUCUAUGCGCGAUAAUUCGCACUUAUUGCAACUUAAAAUCUUGAUAAACAAUAUAUGUAAAAUAAUCAAUUAUUAAAUCAACAAAAUAUUAAACGUCUCACGAAUCAAUGCUUUCAGUUUAUAGAUACUGCAAUUCAUAAUUUUCAUCCGUGAUAAGCGACAAGCGCUAGAAUCGCCAACAUAUGGCUAAGAGCUAAGGUCUAGUACACAGCUGUUCUGUUCAAUUAUUAACAAAGUUCAAAUUACAAGAGUUGCCCAGCAUAUAACGUCAUCAUAUAUACAUAGCCUAGAGAGUUGAACUUCAUGUUGAAUUCAUCAAAUUCAUAGUGCCCCGAAACAUUCGUUAUUACCAACGUCAUUUAGAAAAAUCUGGAAAAUUGUUGAUAAAAAUUGUAAAGUUUACGUUAUUCAUUAAAAAAAUGAAGUGGUUCCAAGGAAGUAUUCCUGAAGCUAUAGCAGCAUCUAAAUCAAAGAAAGCUAUAUUUGUUGUUUUUGUGGAAGGUAAAGACGAAGUUUCACAAGAAGUAGCAAAAACAUUGGAUUCUGUAGAAGUGUCAUCGCGUUUAGAAGAAGACAAAUUUGUUGUUAUCAAACUUCAGAGCGACUCUGAAAAUUAUACAUUUUUUGCACAGAUUUAUCAAUUGGUUCCCGUUCCGUCAAUAUUUUUCAUUGGUGAGAAUGGUGCACCACUGGAAAUUAUUGGUAAUAAGCUAUCGUCAAAUGACUUAGCAUCAAAAAUUGAUUCAAUAGUAUUAAAAGCUAAGCCACAGACAAUAGAUCCUUCAGCAAGUUUAAUAAAUUCUGAACAAUCGACACAAUCCUCUACUAGUACGCAAGGAGCAAGUAUAGUAAUAAAUAAUUCAGCAGACUCUACAAGUUUCAACCAAGCAGAAAAACUUAAAAGAGCAAGAGAGCUAAUUGAACUGCAAAAUAAAAAGAAAGCAGAAGAAGAGGAACAAAAAGAACGAGAGAGGGAAAUAGAAAGAAGAAAAGUAGGAAGAGAUGUGCAAAAAUUACGUCAGCAGCAGCAAGAAAACGAAAUCAAAGAAGCAUAUUCAGAAAUAAUGAAGGAAAAGGCAGCCGAAGCUGCUGCAAGAGAAAAAAUUUUGAAACAAAUAGAAGAGGAUAAGUUAGAGAGAAAGAAAAGGUUUGAAAUGCAUCAACAGGAAACAGUGGCUCAACAACAGAAAGUUCAAGAAGAAGCGCAAGUUAGAGCCCAAGCUAAAGCUCAAGCACCUACCUGUGACAUGUCAAAAGCUCGAAUACAGUUCAAAUUGCCAACUGGUGAAAGUGCGACUCAAACGUUCCAAGCAACGGAUACUCUUGGAAAUCUGAGAGCAUACGUUAUUCAAAACGUUCAGAUACCAUUUAAGCAUUUUUCUAUGUCUGCAUUCUUCCCAAGACGCGAUUUCAGUUCUAAUGAUGAUCGUAAAACUUUAACAGAAUUAGAACUAGUUCCUUCAUCUGUUAUUUUAAUCUUACCAAUAAAGUCGAGCAAUCCAUCGUCUGUUAUAAAAUCAACUGAUGGAGGAGGUAUCUUUUCACAGUUCUUAUGGACACUUCUUGCACCAGUAGUCAGCAUAUACAACUAUGUUAUGGGAUAUUUAACUGGUAGACCUCGUGGAGAUGAAUCAAAUGAUAGUAACAAUGCAAACAGAAAUCAAGGGAUCCCACCAUCUAACAAUGCUUUUCCAGCAUUUGGACGACUUGGAAACAUUGGCGCAAGGAGACUUGGAGGACAAGGAACAUCGAAAAUUAGAGCUCGUGGUAACAUACAUACCCUUCAUUCUGGAGAUGAUGACAAUGACGAAAAUAAUACGUGGAAUGGUAAUUCGACGCAACAAAUGUAAAUCUUCAUUUUAAUAAGGAAAAAAAUAUGGUGAAAUUAAUUUUCUUUUUUUUUUUUUACAUAAAAUAUACAUUUUGCUUACCGUACGAAAAACAUAGUUAUCGUUUUAUUGUCAUUUAAAUGAUAAAUUAAUUCACUAUUUGAAAUAUUAUUUUGAUGAUAGAAAAAUUUAUUUUGUUUUUGUGUUACAAAUGUUGAAUACUGCAAAGACCGUCUUAUAUGCUUGAAGGUGUUGCUUAGUAUCACAUUUUAAUUUUAAGUUUAUACACAGUAUGUACUGUAAUUUAUUUCAAUGAGAAGCAAAAUAUGUAAAAAUAAUUGUUACAAUAUGAUGCAAAUUUUUACAUAAUUUUUAGCAGUAUCGUUGAUAGGUUUUUGUCACUGCUACAUUAUUUGAAAGAAUUAUGAAAAAUAAUUGCAUAGACUGUAGUUGCAGCAACCCGUGGAGUUAUACUUUUAAUGCAUCGUUUACGUAAUUAAGUUAAAACAUCGACACUGCACUGAAAAUUAUUAUAAUUUUAAAUUUACGCAAUUUAAGAAUAGAUCAUACAUUUAUCUAAUUCUUUAUUGGUGCAAAAUAAAAGAAAAUUUA